Messenger RNA from Mugil cephalus (flathead mullet), 3076 nucleotides. RefSeq names its product tumor necrosis factor, alpha-induced protein 8-like 1 (gene tnfaip8l1). The coding region runs from base 409 to 969 and encodes 186 amino acids. Gene Ontology annotation, cellular component: cytoplasm. Lineage: Eukaryota; Metazoa; Chordata; Actinopteri; Mugiliformes; Mugilidae. The record is from RefSeq and is a predicted model, not a curated record. The transcript has 3 exons. Gene Ontology annotation, biological process: regulation of apoptotic process.
GGGGCUGGUCCAUUCCCCCUCGUUGCUCCUUCAUUGGCCCAGUCCAACAUCAAUCUGUUGAUUUCCAGGUCGCCCUCAAGUUUGAAACUUUUUCUUUUUUUUACGAGGAGAAGGAGGAGGUGGAGGAAUCGGGUUACAACAAACUCUUGUAACCGAUCUCAGACUGAAAACAGUCUUUCAAUAAUUUACACAUCAGCGCCCGAUACACGGUUACAGGACAAGAAGAAACAGGACGUUGUAACAGCGGAGACAACACAAACUGAAACAAAAAAAAAAAAAAAAAAAUGUUGUGAAGCGACUUUUGUUUGGUGCCAGGAUGAAGACUUGAGGGGUUUUGUUCAGAUUAAGUUGUCAUCUCGCUGACUGGUCGCUCUUGUGUCCCACUGAAGCUGAGAGGAAGACUUGACCAUGGACUCAUUCAGUACCAAGAGCUUAGCCCUGCAGGCGCAGAAGAAGCUGAUGAGCAAGAUGGCCACAAAGAGCAUGGCCAACCUCUUCAUUGACGACACCAGCAGCGAAGUGCUGGACGAGCUGUACCGCGUCACCAAAGAGUACACCCGCAACCGCAAAGAGUCCCAGAAGAUAAUCAAGAACCUGAUCAAGAUGGUGGUGAAGCUCGGAGUGCUCUACAGAAACAACCAAUUCAACACCGAGGAGCUGAUCCUGGUGGAGAACUUCAGGAAGAAAGUCCACACUCUGGCCAUGACGGCGGUCAGUUUCCACCAGAUCGAGUUCACCUUCGACCGGCGCGUCAUGAGCGCCAUUUUGAACGACUGCCGUGAACUCCUGCACCAGGCCAUCAAACGUCACCUGACAGCCAAGAGCCACUCACGGGUCAACCACGUCUUCAAUCACUUCGCCGACUGUGACUUCCUGGCGGCUCUGUACGGGCCCUCAGAGGUUUAUCGUGCUCACCUGCAGAGAAUCUGUAACGGGGUUAAUAAGAUGCUUGACGAGGGAAACCUCUGACCUCCAUUUGCCUCGUCAACCAGCACGUUUACCUCUAGUCCCGCCUCAUGUACUCAUUUCUUUGUUUCGUUUUUUAAGACAGUUGUGAACAUUUUCAUUAUUCCUUUGUUGGUUUGUGUUUGUGUGUGCCUUUCAGACGUCACUGUAACAAUGGCUAGUUAGUCCAAAGUAUAUUUCUUCUCCACCCUGACUAUGUGUGUUACUUCACAGUUAACAAAACCCAGCUGAUGUUUUUAUUUAAUGAAUGUAAAACUUUGUGCUCUUAUCAGUAUACCCAAGGAUAGGAGCCUUGACAACUGUGCCUUGAAAACCGUAUUUUACCCUCAUUCCAAGGCUUUCUUUUCCUUCUUACUUAAUACAAAAAGACAUGAAUCGGGGCACAGGCCUGGUUUUUGUUGCCUUUAAUGAAUGAAGAUAGUUCUGGGAGCACCAUGAGAGGAAAGAAAGUGAAUUUCCAAAGACUAAGUGUUUUUUUUCUUUUAUCUUUAUUUGUUUUUUUCUUGAAGUAGUUUUGCACUCAGUCCUGAAUAAGCGCUGUACUGUACUUUCCUGCAGUAGUGAAACCACGUGAAGUACGUCAGUUGAGUAAUCCUGCUUAGCCUGCAUUUCUUUUUUUUUUACAGCUCUCACAAUCAUGCACUGAACUCCGCUUUGUAGAGAAGCCAGCCUUUUGUUUGGCGGGCACCUAUAAACCCAGUUUUUCUUCUAACAGUCUGGUUUAUAGGCACCACAACAAAGAUGAAGUAUCUGGGUCAGAGGGGACCAUUAGCAUGGAGGAAUUUGAUUGUUGGGUAUCGUUUAACACGUUUGCGUUGACUCCAGUGUCUCGCCACUCAUCUGGUAAUAAAAAUGACAGCAGCACAGCUUGGCACCAAGUGCAAAGGUUGCUCCGGAUUUUUAUCAGGCGGGAAUUAAGCGCAGUCAAACUACAUGUUCAGGGUCCACUGCAGGUUUAUCAGUGUUGCCUCAGGUUUACCCUAAAAGCACUGAACCUCUAGUUUAUAUUCUGACUGAUCAGAACUUAAAAAGACUCCCCGUGAGCAGUCAGAUGAAAGGCUGGACCAAAACUGCAGCUCUGUGUCCAUAAAAGGGACCGGGCAUGGUUUAGAGAUUACAGCAGAGACAAACAGUGUACCUGAUUGUACUCUCCCACUGCAAUUAUAGUUCACUGCUCUGGGGUUGGUAUAAUGGCCUGAAGCUUGCCUCCGUCGAGCAGCCACUCCAGCUCACACAGCUGAGAUAACCAUCUCUGUUUGCACCAUGAAAAUCCUUUUAAUGGGGUGAAAGAUGUUGUGGUGUUGCUUUUCUGUAAAGGAGCACAUGAAUAGUUACAUCCAUCCCUCUCUAACCUCACAUAAUAGCUGUCUUUCCUUAUUGUCAAUGUGUUUUGUAUCACCAAGCCUGUCUGGGAGAUUGUUUUGUGCUGUGGCCUCAUUUUGUAUUCUGUGUGUGUGCGCGUGUUUGUGUGCAUACCUGUGAGAGAAUUGGAAAUUGAGCCGUGUAAUAAGCGCUGUGCUUUCCCAGAUAGGAUUGCUGAAACUUUAACUUCUUCCGCAGCAGUUCUGCCAAAAGAAAAAAAAAAAGGGACUGUUGUUACUCAAACUGCAGUCUUUUUCAAGAGGGCACUUCAGAAAACAAUAUGCACUUGAUAAUUAUAACACAGCUCUUGGUGAUAAUGAAGACAGAGGUGGUGGCUGUUGUGGUUUCACUCCUCGUUUAUUCACUUUUUAACUCUUUAGAUGACUUUGCUCCAUUUAUGUUCUCAUUUGUUAAAUCUGAGUCUGAAUCUUUUGAAAGGCUUUAAAGUAAAUCCUUUUUCCUAAGCUCCACCUCCCCCCAAAAAACAAACAAAAAACAGCUGACAUUAAUUGUCUUUUAAUGCUGUUUGCCCCAAUCUGUCCAUAUUCUCAGGGCUAAAUCUCCCUCUGAUCACAUGGACUAAAAGCACCACAAACCCCUGCAGCAGCCUCACUUAUUUUACUAAAUCAUACUUUUUUACUAUUGUGAAAUGUUUUUAUUUUGGCUCAUGUACAUAUGAUUUUUUUUGUGUGUCUCUGUAUUGUAUCCACAUGCAACAAAUAUAAUACAAAUUACUUUUUUAAAUGAA